CUUCACCCCACUAAAAAAGUUGAGCCGCCAUUCGAGAUUCAUAUUUGAUCACCCUAGUAGCGAUCACGCAAAGAUCUGUACCCAUAUCAAGCAAAGCCACAAAUAUGACCGCACCAGAGACUUCGGCGGAGGACACUCAGGUCCUCGCUCUCCGCAACAUCCUCACUUCAGAGCGAGAGGCCCUCGCGCGCCGUUUCCGCGCUCUCUUCUCCCUCAAAUACCUUGCAUCCCUCCAGCCUCCCAGCGAGCAGACAGUCCCAGCAAUCGAAGCCAUUGCUGCAGCAUUCGGAUCGCCUUCUGCACUACUCAAGCACGAGCUUGCAUACUGCCUCGGACAGUCUCGCCACGAUGCUGCGAUCGCCCCUCUGCGACAUGUGCUCGAGGACAAGGAAGAGGACUCAAUGUGCCGACACGAGGCUGCAGAAGCGCUUGGUGCAAUAGGCGAUCAAGGAAGCUUAGGGUUGUUGAAGGAGCUCAGGGACAACGUGCAAGAGCCGGAUAUCAUUCGGGAGACAUGCGAUAUUGCAGUGGACAGGAUCGAGUGGGAACAUGCGAAGAAGCAGGAGAAGCUGAAGAAGAGCGACUUCGCCUCCAUCGAUCCUGCGCCGCCACUAGCCCAGAGCACCGAAACGCCGUCGAUAGAAGACCUCGAGAAGACGCUGCUUGACACCAAGCUGCCCUUGUUCCAGCGCUACAGGGCCAUGUUUGCCCUGCGCGACCUUUCCUCGCCGCCCGAUCUGCCUACAGCUGUCCCAGCUGUUCUGUCGCUCGCCCGUGGUUUCAGCGAUCCAUCUGCACUUUUCCGUCAUGAGAUCGCUUUUGUCUUCGGACAGCUGUCGCAUCCCGCAUCCAUUCCUAGCCUGACUGAGGCGCUGAGUAACACAAAAGAAGCGAGUAUGGUACGACACGAGGCCGCAGAGGCCCUAGGAAGUCUGGGCGACGAAGAGGGUGUUGAAGAAACUCUGCGAAAAUUCUUGGAUGAUCCAGAGCAGGUGGUGCGAGACAGCGUAAUUGUGGCACUAGAUAUGGCCGAGUUCGAGAAGAAUGGGGAGGCGGAGUACGCGAUUGUGCCACAACCACAGGCUGUCGCUGCUUAGGGGGUUUAGUCGAAUGGGUGCAUAUUUGAGGCGUUUAGGUUACACGAGGAAUGUAUAUAGAAUUUUGCAAGUGAAGGCUCGCGCUCAGUUGUUAUUGUUCCAUCUGU
This is a messenger RNA of Dothidotthia symphoricarpi CBS 119687, 1204 nucleotides long. RefSeq names its product deoxyhypusine hydroxylase-like protein. Gene Ontology annotation, molecular function: deoxyhypusine monooxygenase activity. Bases 105 to 1097 code for a protein of 330 amino acids. NCBI's taxonomy places the organism in Eukaryota, Fungi, Ascomycota, Dothideomycetes, Pleosporales, Dothidotthiaceae. Gene Ontology annotation, biological process: peptidyl-hypusine biosynthetic process. The record is from RefSeq and is a predicted model, not a curated record. The transcript has 2 exons.